ACCCCGGCUCCAAAACCCGUAGCCUUAGCCAUUGACAGCGUGCACGGCAGCGCUACGCGUGUCUUGGUCAUCGCUGCAGCGGUGCGCUGCAACCAUGGACGCCCCCCUGCCAAAACCACCCACCGACGACGCCAAGCCCCCGGCCCCACCCAAGGAGGACCGGCCCAUCGGCCCCUGGGGCGGCGAGCCCAUGCCGGCGGACCCCGACAAGGACGAGGACUGGCCGGCGCCCGGCCCGGAGAUCCCCGCGCCGUACCAGGACCAGCGGCCGGACCCCGAGGUCUUCGGCGGGCCGGACCCGGGCGCGCCGCCGCCGAACCCGAACCCCCAGACCUUCGAGAAGCCUAGGUUUAUGUGCAACGCGUUAGAUGAUGCCGAGGCCGAGAUGCGCAAGCUCUGGGCGUGGCGCGAGCGGCGGAAGCGCGGGCCGCCGCCGGAUCCGGUAGAGGACGACGAGCGGGCCGUGCCCGCGGCCGAGGUCUGGGCCGCGUGCGCCGUGGCGUUCGCGGAGGCGGACGCCAUCGACGUGACGCUCGCGUGGGAUUUGCUGAGGCGGCGCGUCGCGAACGACGACAACGAGUGCGCGACGGGCCUGGCGUCGAAGGUCCUGGAGGACGGCCUGGGCGGGCUGGAGACCGUGCUGGAGGCGGAGGACGACGACGAGGCCAUGCGCGCGUGUGCGGAUGCCGUCUGCGGCGCGUGGGCCCGGUGCGCGAAGGCCCGGGAGGCGAGCGGGGGCGUCGUCGAGGAUGCGGCGGCGUGCGCAAGCAAUCUCCUCGACCUGAUGCAGCUGGCGCUGACGGUCCGCGCGUACGUCGCCUGUGCCGAAAGUCUACAAAGCCUCUGCCGCACGUCGCCAGAAGCGUGCCACGAAAUCCUACAUGGCGAGGGCGUCCGCGUGCUCGCGACGGCCCUGGCGUGGUGCGUCCUCGACGAGGACAUGAGCAAGGGCGGCCUGCUGAAGGUCGUCGACACGGACCUCGGCUGCGCGCUCGUGGACCUCCUGACGGUUCUGGCCGGAGCCGACGCCACGAAGGUCGUCGGGGACCUGAAGGCGGAGGCGCCCGCGCUCAUCGGCGUCUGCCUGCGCGCGAUCCUGCUCGACGAGCGGCCGCAGUGGACGGUGCCGCCCCUGUGCAAGAGCGGCGUCCACCUCCUGCUGCGCGCGCCGGAGUCGUACUACGCGUGGCUCGUCGCGAACGGGAGCGUGCCCCGGCUGCUGACGCUGCUCGAGCCGCUCGUCGUCCUCUACCUCGUGGAACGGGACCCGGACGCGCAGGAGCCGGACCUCCAGGUCGCGCCCUGCCUCGAGUGCGUCCUGCGGAGCGCGCGGUGCGGCGCGGAGGGGCGCGCGGCGACGAAGGCGUGGAUCUACCCGCCGAAGGACGACGAGCGGUGGCGCGCGGCGCUCGCGGCGAACGCCGCGCGGGCCCAGGACGACGAGGAGUUCGCCGAGGCCGUCGAGGAGCGGCGCAAGCACCCCGUCGACCCGGAGCCGUACGCGAUGCGCACCUUGCUCGUCGAGCUCAUGUACAAGUGCCCCCAGAAGCGGACGCGGCGCCUCGCGGGGGACCUCGUGCUGGAGCUGUGCGGCGGCGACCGGGCCGAGUUCGAGCUGCGGGCCGGGACCGACGCGGCGGGCCGGUACUGGAAGGAGGGGUCGUCGUGAGGGGGGGCGGUGUUUUUUUUAUAAGUUUUGUCCGACUGAGUUCUGCUUCGCC
Molecule: messenger RNA, 1721 nt
Organism: Pelagomonas calceolata
Lineage: Eukaryota; Pelagophyceae; Pelagomonadales; Pelagomonadaceae
Source: the annotation of a GenBank genome assembly